AUGGCUCAGCCAGGAGUUCAGUCGCUGAAGUGUGUGGUGACGGGUGACGGUGCCGUCGGAAAGACAUGUUUGCUCAUUUCCUACACAACGAACGCCUUCCCCGGCGAGUACAUCCCCACUGUCUUCGAUAACUACUCUGCGAGUGUCAUGGUCGAUGGAAAGCCAAUUAGCUUGGGACUGUGGGAUACUGCCGGUCAGGAGGAUUACGACAGACUGCGCCCGCUCUCCUACCCCCAGACCGACGUUUUCCUCAUCUGCUUCUCCAUCGUCAGCCCGCCAUCAUUUGACAACGUCAAGGCCAAGUGGUACCCCGAGAUCGACCACCACGCGCCCAACAUCCCCAUCAUCCUCGUCGGCACCAAGCUGGAUCUGAGAGAAGACCCCAACACCCUCGAGUCUCUCCGCCAGAAGCGCAUGGAGCCCGUGUCAUACGAUCAAGCUCUGAUCUGCGCCAAGGAAAUCAAGGCACACAAGUACCUGGAGUGCUCUGCCCUGACGCAGAGAAAUCUCAAGAGCGUUUUCGACGAGGCUAUCCGUGCUGUCCUCAACCCCAGGCCUGUUCCUCAGCAGAAGAAGAAGUCCAAGUGCACGAUUUUGUGA
This is a messenger RNA of Colletotrichum siamense, 600 nucleotides long. RefSeq names its product Ras-related protein ced-10 (gene ced-10). Gene Ontology annotation, cellular component: cytoskeleton; cytoplasmic vesicle; plasma membrane. The record is from RefSeq and is a predicted model, not a curated record. The transcript is spliced from 6 exons. The coding region runs from base 1 to 600 and encodes 199 amino acids. Lineage: Eukaryota; Fungi; Ascomycota; Sordariomycetes; Glomerellales; Glomerellaceae. Gene Ontology annotation, molecular function: GTPase activity; protein kinase binding; GTP binding. Gene Ontology annotation, biological process: regulation of cell shape; establishment or maintenance of cell polarity; small GTPase-mediated signal transduction.